AUGCAUCCUCACCCGCCAGGCGUCAGAAUGAUUACGCCGGAUCACUCGCUCACUUUCUCGAACCUCGCUUCGGUGAACUUCACCCUGUCGGAGCACACAUUACCGACGGCUCCCGAUGUCCGAAUGAUACAAGAUAUCCAGAACAACACGCUACCGGCGAGAAACGGGGAACAACUGAUGUCGUGGACGAAGGGGUGCUAUUUCGGGAAGAGUGGCCAGGAUGAUGUCGCGCUAUGCUGGCAGGACAUGGAAGCACUCCAGUCAUUCUGCGUUGGCAUCGAGUCGCCCGAACGAGGAUUCUUCAAGCCAAUCCAGUCACAUUACAAGACCAAAUACAACGACGGCACGACGAAUUCCCCGUGGGCUUUCCCAUCAGAUAACCCAUCAGACCCCUACACAUUUCCGAGCAGUAUGAAUUACCACAUUACGUAUGUCAAGAAAGGCAAAGCCGUAGUCCUCCCCGGCCUGGGUUUCCGACACGAAGUCAUCAUGCCGACGAGCUCAAUGCGAUGGGUCCAGACACAGCCCGAAGACAUGCUUAGCCCUACCGAAGCCUUUGCGGAGGUUGACCAAGUUCACUAUGCACUUGGAGAUUCGCGAUACGUCACCGACGCCUGGCAGGGGCAUCUGGUUAAGACAGACCUCAAUGCAGUGCUCGAGAACAUCUGCGCUGCGAUGAACAACGAGCUUGGCGCUGCAUUUGACAAGUGGUUUGGCACAAGUACAGAUUGGAAGGAGAUCGAUCUUUUUGCUUCCAUAAGAAUGGUGGUAGCUCAGGCAGCAGGGCGCUUUACCAUUGGUUUGCCAAUGUGCCGCAACGAGGAGUACAUCAACGUGAACUACCAGAUCAUUGAUCAACUCAUUACGAACGCGGGAGCCUGCGGCGGAAGUCCCAGAAUACUGCGGCCGCUCAUGGGGGUUCUGGUCAACCUGCCUAUUCACAACAGGAUCAGGAAACUGCGGAACAUGUUCGAACCCAUCUGGAAUGAGCGCGUCGAGAGCUUGAAGUACGACAAGGACGACCCGGUACAUCCUCAGCCUCAAGACCAUUUGCAAAUGAUGGCAAGAUACGCCCAAAAGUAUCGGGUUGAGGAGUUCAACAGUCUCGACUGCAUGACCAAGCGUCUCAUCGCCGCAAACUUCGGCUCGAUGCACCAAACCAGCAUCCAGGCUACGAAUAUGCUACUCAACAUUAUCGCAUCCGACUCGGAGUUCAACACUGUUGCCAUCUUACGAGACGAAGUCAGCCGGAUUCUGUACGAAGACGGUGGCGACAGCUGGACAAAGGCGAAGGUCAGCAAGAUGGUCAAAGCAGACAGCGUUGCCCGCGAGACUCUCCGCCUCAACUCAUUCGGUGGGCGCGCGCUAUUCCGUAAGGUCAUGGUCGACGGCUUCAAGGGACCGGAUGGUACGCACUUGCCCAAGAAUACUCUGAUCUCCUUCUUGGGCCAGCCGGCUGCCACCGAUGGCGAGACUUUCGAAGAUCCCCUCAAGUACGACCCGUUUCGGUUUUCCCGGAUACGUGAGGAUGCGGCUGCCAAGGACGAGAAGGCUCCUCCAAUCAGCUUCGUCACGACCGGCCCCGAGUAUCUUCCCUUUGGUCACGGGAAGCAUGCGUGUCCAGGUCGGUUCCUGAUUGACUUUGAGCUGAAGAUGAUCAUUGCCUACGUUCUGGGGCACUACGACAUUGAGUUUCCACCCGAAUACAACGGCCAGCGACCACCGAACUAUUGGCUGACGGAAGCUUUGUUCCCGCCCGAUAAUGCGAAGAUUAGGAUUAGGAGGAAAACGAAGGCAUAA
Messenger RNA from Colletotrichum karsti, 1800 nucleotides. RefSeq names its product cytochrome P450. The transcript has 3 exons. The record is from RefSeq and is a predicted model, not a curated record. Gene Ontology annotation, molecular function: monooxygenase activity; oxidoreductase activity, acting on paired donors, with incorporation or reduction of molecular oxygen; iron ion binding. Bases 1 to 1800 code for a protein of 599 amino acids. NCBI's taxonomy places the organism in Eukaryota, Fungi, Ascomycota, Sordariomycetes, Glomerellales, Glomerellaceae.